Phascolarctos cinereus (koala) is the source of this 10168-nucleotide messenger RNA. It is a transcript of the gene ARHGAP31, whose product is annotated as Rho GTPase activating protein 31. Gene Ontology annotation, biological process: small GTPase-mediated signal transduction. Lineage: Eukaryota; Metazoa; Chordata; Mammalia; Diprotodontia; Phascolarctidae. Gene Ontology annotation, molecular function: GTPase activator activity. The record is from RefSeq and is a predicted model, not a curated record. Gene Ontology annotation, cellular component: lamellipodium.
CUUCCAGCAUUUCCUGAGCUGGAUGAUCCUAGGAUUUGUAAGACAGGAAAAAAAGGAAAGAGUGAGGGCGGUCGAGAGAGGCAGGAUGCUUGUUUUUCAUUUGACCAAAGAGGUCUGAAGGCAAGACACCGGGGCCUAAGAAAGCAAGCUCUCUGUGGGAUCUGCCCAAGCUCCCUCUUCACUCGCUUGUUAGUUUGCUAACCUAUUAUCCCCCUCCGUUAUAUUCUCCUCCUUCUCUGAACAUAUUUAGUCGGGAAGGAGGUGAAGGAGGGGGUGAGGGAAGGAGACCGCUCCCCUUCCCUCUAAAGCAGAGGAAAAACACCAGAAGACCCAGCAGGAGGCUGUGAAAGUCCCUGGGACUCCAGCAAGGAAGUGACACUCCCAACAUAACAUCUACUUCAGCUGCCAAGUCCGAAGCGGGGCCCUCCUCCACCCACUGCUUUCCUUUGAUGAGAACUCUUUGGAUUUCAGGCUAUGCUCUCUCCGCUGCCUCCUCCGGAGCUGGGCUGCGUCCUUCCCCUCCCCCACCCGAAGAGGGGCUGAGUUGAGCCGCUUCGGGUCCGCUUUCAUGUGGAUGUCUCUGAUCCCGAGCCCUUCUCUCCUCCACACCACCCGAUGUGACCCUCCCGAGCCGUGCUCCAGGCGCUGAUCCGAGGAGGAGAAUCCAUCUUCAGCCCAGUGCCAAGCGGAGGGGGAGGGAGGGACCAAGAGGGGGGUGAGCCUCUUUGGGACUAACUCAUGAAGAACAAGGGUGCAAAACAGAAGUUGAAACGAAAAGGUGCUACCGGUGCAUUUGGCUGUGACCUGACUGAAUAUCUGGAGACCUCGGGCCAGGAUGUUCCCUAUGUACUAAGGAGCUGUGCAGAAUUUAUUGAGACUCAUGGCAUUGUGGAUGGAAUCUAUCGACUUUCAGGAGUAACAUCAAACAUCCAAAAACUGAGGCAGGAGUUUGGCUCAGAUCAAUGUCCAGAUCUGACAAGGGAAGUUUACCUUCAGGACAUUCACUGUGUGGGCUCCCUUUGUAAGCUGUACUUUAGAGAGCUGCCCAACCCUCUCCUCACUUAUGAGCUCUACGAGAAAUUCACGCAAGCAGUGUCACACUGCCCAGAAGAAGAAGACCAAUUGGCCCGAAUCCAAAAUGUCAUCCAGGAACUUCCCCCACCACAUUAUAGGACCUUGGAAUACCUGAUCAGGCACCUGACCCAUAUCGCCUCCUUCAGUAACAAGACCAACAUGCACACCAGGAACCUUGCAUUGGUGUGGGCACCAAAUCUUCUCAGGUCUAAGGAAAUUGAAGCUAUUGGCUGUAAUGGAGAUGCGGCCUUUCUUGCCGUCCGAGUCCAGCAGGUGGUGAUUGAGUUUAUCUUGAAUCACGUGGAUCAAAUUUUCAGCAGCUCAUCCUGCUCCAUAGAGAAUGAUGAAAACAGGCCAAUUAUGAAAAGUCUGACUUUGCCUGCCCUCUCCCUCCCAAUGAAGUUGGUGAGCCUUGAAGAAGCUCAGGCUCGGAGUCUGGCUACUAACCACCCCGCACGCAAGGAGAGGAGGGAGAAUAGCCUGCCUGAGAUUGUGCCGUCCACAGGAGCCCUCUUCCAUACUGUCCUUGAGUUACCAGACAACAAAAGGAAACUCUCUAGUAAAUCUAAGAAGUGGAAGUCAAUAUUUAACCUGGGACGUUCUGGCUCAGAUUCAAAAUCAAAGCUGAACCGGAAUGGAAGUGUAUUUGUGAGAGGACAGAGACUUUCUGUAGAAAAAGCUACCAUCCGACCUGCCAAAAGCAUGGACUCUCUCUGUUCUCUGCCAGUAGAAGGGAAGGAAGCCAAAGGACAUUUCAAUCGGACUGUCACCACUGGAGGAUUUUUUAUCCCAGCGAUGAAACUGCAGACGACCAGUACUGGCAGCUCUUGUGACCUUAGCAAGCAAGAGGGCGAAUGGGGCCAGGAUGGAGGCCCAGCGGGAGCUGAGGGGGGCUCUGUUAUGGGUGGCAAGGCUCCUCAGGCCCGCCCACCACCAGAGCAGCUGAAGGUGUUUCGAGCCGUGGAGGAUCCAGAAAAUGACCAGGCGUCCCCAAAGAUGCUUGCCAUGUUCUACACUUCAAAUGAUAGCUCCAGCAAAUCAGUCUUCACCAGCAGCCUCUUCCAGAUGGAAUCCUCCCCUCGUCACCAGCGGAAGGCCCUCAACAUCUCAGAGCCAUUUGCGGUCUCAGUACCCCUUCGGGUAUCAGCAGUUAUCAGUACCAACAGCACCCCUUGCAGAACACCUCCUAAGGAAAUGCAGUCACUCUCUAGCCUAGAAGAGUCUUCUUUCCAAGGGGCUGAGGGUGGGGGUUGGCCUGGGUUUGAGGAGGAGAAGACACCUGUGGCUGAUGCUUCUGCAGCUUCUGCAUCUCAGAAAUUAAGAACCAUAAAGUCUGAAUCUCUGGAAGACUCCAAACCAAUACCUGAAAAGGAAAGGGCAGUGGAAUGCAGCUGUAAUCAUUCCCCAGAGCCAAGUACCUACCCUAGAGAGAAAGAAAUCUGUACCAUAUCAGCAAGUUUGCCAUUUUCAACCACACUAGAGAAGAGACAGGAUUCAGAGGAAGCCACAAAGAUCAGUGAAAGCCUACAGAGUGAGCUCAGUGCUCAGCAGGAGAGCUCCAGCGACAAAAAAGAAGAUGCUAUGUUCCUUUCAGAAAUGGAUGAAGAUGACUCUUCGAGUGCCCUGAUGUGGCCUGAGAUUCAACAAGAGCUGAAAAUCAUUGAAUCUGAGGAAGAGCUCCAGGCUCUACCAUCAACUGCCCCAAUGAUCAGCACAAGUCAACCAAUUCUUAUCUCAAGUCCAAAGACCACCCUAUCUCCUUGGACAAGGGGCUUCUCUGAUGACUCCAGUCUGUCUGUAGUCCCCAUGGAAGAGACUACAGAUAAAACCAGUCAGGCCCCACCUCCAGAGGGUGCUGUUAUCCCCAUGACUAGAGUCCAAGGAGACCCACAGCAGCUCCACAGCCACCAGCGGACCGAACAGGCAACCAAGCUGUUGUCUGAGCAGAGUAGGCAGGGGGACUCUGCUUCUCCACAGGACAGUCUCCUAACGGGCAGCUCAGGGAAUCUAUUUUCACCUCCCCCACCUCUAGAGCAAACUCUUCAGAAAGAAGACUCUGUGACAAAUAGCCCUGAGAGAGAAGAAACUUCAGAGGCUAUGGGAGCAAAUCCUCAUUCACAGCAGACCCGGGCUGUAGACAGUCCUGGUGAUCCUGGCAGCUUCUACCAGAGAGAAGAAGUUAUCUCAGAACAGGGGGAAAAGCAAAGUCCCAAGGAGAAGACAGAGAAACUGGCUUCAGGGGGAGAAGGUCAACUAAGGGAAUUUGGGACCUUGCCACAUAGAGAGAGGGAUAGAGCCAGUCUAAUGCAGGACACUUUUGACUAUGAUGAAGAAGACACCUCCACUGACAUUGCACCACAGAGUUUAGAAAUGGUAGAGCCUUGGGAGGACCACCAGUGGGUCACAAGCCCUCUUCAUUCCCCAACACUGAAAGAUAUUCAGGAAAAUCACCCUCAAGAGCUCCUCCUGCUAAAUCCAAGAAAGAAGAGGCUCCCUCAUAGACCCAGUUUCGUUCAGAGUCAUUCCUUAGACAGUGAAACUACCAUGAGAAACCAGUGGACUCAUCCAUUCCCUUCAUUGAGUAGCUGUGUCAGUCUGGGAUCAUUAAUGGCUUUUGACCCUUUACAGCUGCUGCCACCCAACAGAGAAAAAGGUGAAUGGGAAAAGAAAGCACCAAGACAUUCCAAAGAGCUCUCAGAGCCAGAGGGAACAGAAGAUGUCCUUGGCACGAAUUCAGGGGGAGACAUACAAUCCAAGACAGUAAGAACUAGUCCUGUCUGCUUUACAGAGAAAGAAACAAAAGUUGAUCAAGAAAGCCUUCAGCCAGACCCUUCGAUGCCUGUGAAUCAACAAGGUAGCUGUGGCUCAGGAUCAGAGAAUGCUAGGGAAAAUAGUCCAUCCAGAGUUCAGGACAAGGCCAGCCCCGGAAUGCCUCUUGUUACCAAAGGUGAGUUGCUUCCUUCCCCCAAGUUACAGCUAAAGAAUAAUGAUUGUGUGCCACCUAAAGGGAAGAAUAGACCCUCUUCCCUCAACCUGGACUGUGUACCUCUCCUAAAUGACUUCUUUAGGUUUGAGAAUGUGAUUUCACUCAGUUCACCUGGAAGCCAACUGUAUGACCAAGGAGAAGCUAAAAAGAAAGAUCCCAACUACCCAUGGUCCCCCCUCUGCAUGACCUCACCUCAAAGUAAAGCAGACCCCUGGAGAGUUCACUGUGGUCCCCAGGACCUAGAUAUGGUUACUCAUGCCUUAACAGGCCGCCGUAAUUCUGCCCCUGUGAGUGUAUCAGCAGUGAGAACUUCCUUCAUGGUCAAAAUGUGCCAGGCCAGGGCUGUGCCCGUCAUACCACCUAAGAUUCAAUACACUCAGAUUCCACAGCCACUCCAGGCUCAGAACAUAGGGGAUGAUGUACUUCCCCCUGUAGAGAAGGCCAAAGCAGAGGCCAGCCCAACUGGUGAGACACCUCCAAAGUCUGCUGGGGAUGAUUCACCUCCUUCCCUCGGGAGACCUAGAAAGAACACAAACCCAGAAAGAAAGGAAAACGAUUCCAUCCAGAUGGACUCCACAUCUUUUGUGUCUGAUGACCACACCCUUUCUCCAGAUCCAUGCGUGUCUUGCCUCCUCUCCUCCCAGGAUGCUUCAGUACCCUGCAGGAAACGUACAUCAGAAACAGAACCAUCUGGAGACAAUCCACUUUCUUCAAAAAUUGAGCGGUCGUCUGGGGUUUCCAAACCUUUCCACAGAUCAAGACCGGGAAGACCUCAAAGCCUAAUCUUGUUUAGCCCUCCCUUCCCUAUCAUGGAUCACCCAUCUUCCUCUUCAGACUCCAGGGUCUUACUUUCCCCUAUCAGAAGCCCCACCCAAACAAUUUCUUCUGGUGUCAUUUGUGGUGAGCUGGCUGAGAACACGUGGGUGACUCCAGAAGGAGUCACACUUAGGAACAAAAUGACUAUCCCUAAGAAUGGCCAGAGACUAGAGACCUCAACCAGUUGCUUUUACCAGCCUCAGAGGAGAUCAGUGAUUCUGGAUGGAAGAAGUGGGAGGCAAAUAGAAUGACAUCAGCUUACCUACCACUCUUUCACUUGGAACCUUUUACUCUGUCUUAAAAGACUACAGGGCUCUGUUAAGAUUUGCCUGGGUAUUAUUUUAUGGCCAACUCUUAUUCCAGAGGAAAGUUAACCAGCUUUGGGAUUUUCCAGGCUUUUUGUUUCCCUUUUGUAUCCAUUCUACUGGCAAUCUUGAGGUGAUUCAGGUGCUCAUUAAUACUUACUAACAGGAUUCGGGUGCCCAGUGGAAAGGCAAAGAUGAAAUUCAAUUCAGUCUAUUUUCCUGCUUAUUAGUAGCUAAAGGGAAACAUGUUCAGUGAGAGAGAUGACUAAAAUGCAAUCUGGAAAUCAUUUGUGAAUUGUGUUUGUUCAUUCAUGCUAUCUUUAUCUAAUACCAUUGAGAGUUGGCCAUAAUAAUGCCCUUUGCGACAAAGAACAAUCUUUUUCCUGUAUCAGAAGACAUUGUUUCUGAGGUUUCUGGUUUCUUGUUUUCCUUCAUAUUAUUUAAUGCUUUUUAAAGCUCUUGCUUCUUUUUUAACUUUUUCUAAUAUGCUUCAUAAAAUUCUACUUUCAGAAAAGAGAGUAGAUUUGGAAAUAUAAGCCUACUGUGCCCUUAGAAAUUCAGGCAGGUGAAUUAACAAAUACACUUUUUCCUUGAUGGUCCCACAUCUAUGCAUGCCACCAAGCUGGUGCUACUGGCUAAAAGUACAGCAUAGAAAAUAAAACCCCACAAUAACAAAUCCUGUGAUUGACACCAAUUAGGAAGAGACUUUUUCUCAUUUGUAUUUAGCAAUGUGUGAAUUUGCCUGCCUUUCUCAUUUACAUACCCAGUAACUCGAGAAAAACAUUGAGGGCUAUGAUAAUGAUGGAUGCUCUUUUUAUUUGGGGCACUGCAGUGCUAAAUUGGAGCUAUUUUGCUUCCCUCCAAAUCUUUCAAAUGUCAGAGUAAAAGAAUAUGUUAUAGUAUAUAAACUGCCUGCAUAGAAAAUACGGGAUGAUGCCAGUAUUUUUUAGCUAGUGGGGACAGAUUCCUCCUUUUCCCCUCCUCCCUGAAAGGGCUCAUUCUUGGGGGGAAGGAUGGAGAAGGGAGACAGUGGCUAGUAAAGAGGUUCCCCCUGGCACCCCAUCUAUCCCAAGGUAAGAGCUCCCCUUACAGAAGAUACAUUUUAAUUGCAGCCAACAAAUCACCUCCUUUCUCCCUGCCUUCUCAGUUCUCCACCCAUCCUCAUGCUCAUACAUGCUCCUUAGUCUACUUUCUCCAGAUACUUAAGGAAGAAUCUAGCCUGACAUUCCUCUGGCCCCAACUAUUUCGCCUUCCUUAUGGGAUGCAAGAAAACCAUACAACCACAAUCUGGAGUUAGGUUUUUGAAAAAAGCACUCCAGCUUCAAUCCCACAUAAGACAACCUAUAUACCAGUUCAUUUGCUUUGCUGCCCCAAUAAAGGAAACUUUCCUGUUUAAAGGUCAAAUGGAGAUGUGACUGUAUUGGUGAUGCUUUUCCUAGUAGCUCUGUCACCUCUUUGCUCCCGCCAUCCUCUUUUCAGGUCAAAUCCUGGCUAACUCUAACACUCUGCCCAGGUUCAGCCACCCAAGAAGAAUUAGGCAGAGAUGCUACUCUACCCUGGCUUGAUGACAUUCCACUUCAUUCAUUUAUAAAUUCAAAAAUGAUGCCACAAGAAGGGACAUAAGAAGUCACCUAGUUCAAGCCUCUCAUUUUAUGGGUGAGAAACAAGCCCCAAAGAAACAAAGUGAUUUGCCUAAAGUCAUACAGCUAGCAAGUGAGAGAACCCAAGACUAGAGCUUUCACUUUCUCCCCAAUAAACCAGAAAUUUUUUUUGGACUGGUAUCUUGAUCAGAGGUAUCUGACAGGUCACUGUGUAGGAAGUAUUGUAUCAGUUGGUUUGGGGGAAGAGUUCUACACGUCAGGGGAAUUGAAACAGGUUGAACAAAGAGGUUAAAGUUCUUUGGCUGGUUUCAAUACAUUCCUAAUAGGGGCAAUUAAAAAUGGUGGCUGAGCUCAGCAGGGAAGGCAGAUAUUUAAGCAGUAAGGCAAGAGGAUCUCCUUAAAAACUGACCUGUAGGAAUGGGUUUUACUGGCAUAUAAUGUUAUUCUAGAGUUACAUUAAUUAAAAAUAACUGGGGUGAGAUUAUAAAUUUGGUGUCCAAAAAUUUCAAAUGUUGGAGUAGUUUCCUGUGCCAAAGAUACAUUUCCACCUUUAAAAAAAAAUUUUAGUUUGAGACACAAGUCAAUCCCUAGGCUCUUGUCAACUGCUCUUUGGUAUGGACCAUUCUGCCAUCAGCUCUCCCUUAAGAACUGCAUGUUAGAACACAAUUAGAAUUAAAUGAUGAAAGCAUCAGCAUUUUGCUUCAUAAUCAGAAAACCUCUGAGCUCAGUAAAGAUAUAUUUAAAAUAUAUUAUGGAUAUUUUGAAUUCUUGAUUGUAACACAUUAGAGUACAUUUUUGUUAUUUUGCUAUUACAUUGAAAAGCCAUUGGGUUGCCUAUUAGUAAGUGACUAAAUUUUCAGUGCUCAGUGUUUGAUUUCAUAUAUAUGUGUGUAUAUACAUACACAUCAUACAUACAGAUGUGUGUAUACAUGUCUUCAGUUUGACUUUUAGAUUCUGACACUAUAUUUAAAGACGCAUCUUCAAGAGCUUAAGUGGAAGUUCUCAAAAUACAUAUUGGAAUUUGUCUAGGGACAAAUUCUACCAUCCUUCCCAAGCCAGUCAAAUCCUACAGGCUUUGCAUGCUGACUUUUCCUCAGAAUGCCUCUGCUAGAAUUUGAGAAACUUAUUCUAUCAGUAGUUUUCUAUGAAUGAUUGACAAAAAAGAAUAAUACCUUCUUUGGUUUUCUAUUUGAUUCCUGGAGAAAUAGACCCUAAAUUCCAUGAAGUUUUUCCCAGGCACUGCUGUAUAUGCAGGUACUAAAAGAAAUCCUUUCAAUACUUGUAAAUGAUAAAGCAAACCCCUCCAAGGCUUACUGUAACACAUUGAAACCACUGACUAAAAAGUGACCCAUCUGAUUUCAUUGUCCAGUGAGGAAAAAUACCUUGGGUUUUCCCAUUCAUUCCCUUAGUUCAUGCACUGAAAUUGAGAUCCUCUGAGAGUAGAAGCAAGUCAGGGCUGGCCAUCUGUGACUGGGGAAGUUCUGAUGCUGGGCCACUUCACAGUGUGGCUAUGUUAGGAAGAUACUAUAGCAUUAUAGACUUGGUUUCAUGCUAAAGAGAAAAUGGCAAUAACAAUUCCUUGGGGAAUUCCCCAAAUUAUCUGAAGUCAACUGAUAGAAAUUUUAUCCCAUUCAAACAUGUAUACACGGAGAAGCAGUUGAAUUUUGUCACAGAAUGGCUACAGCAGGCCAAGACUUGAUGAUCCUGUCAAAAAAAAACUAGAGUAAAGAUAUCUAUCUAUUCAAAUGGAAAUGGAAGUUUUGACUUAGUUUGAUUCAUUUGAAUAGGAAGGAAGAAAAGCAGCCUCCUCUAAACUAUGGUGAAGUCUGAGUCAAAAAAUUACCAAGGAUGUUAAAAAUCCAAGCAUCAAUUAGCAGCAACAACAAUAAACAUUAAGUGCUUACUAUGUAAAUGAUAGUCUCACAGUUUCAUCAAUAUUUAUUAAAAAGAUUUAUUAAUUUCUUAUGUAACUCCAUAUUAUGAACAAAAAAGGCUGGCAGUUAAGACACAGCUCACAUGAACUAGAAACACUGAAUAAAGAAACUGGGAUUGAAGAGAGUGCAAUGUUGCUUUCUUAAUGUUACUCUCUAGGCCCACCCAUUUCCAGACAGGUAUUUUCCAAAGGCUGUGUGGUUCCUACCAAAGUACUACUUGAGAACAUUCAAUACCAAAUGAAGUGUCAACAGAUUAGAUAACCAUCUGUGCCUUCUCGUUCUGCAUGAUUUUUUCCAUUUUCUCCAGAUAAUGGAGAAAAUAUUCGAUAAGUCUAUCCAAUGUGCUGAGAACCUCUUAACAUUCUAUUGGUAGCAGUGCCAACAAUGAGACUGUUUUCAUCUGAAAAUGGGUAGGUUCACAUGUGAUUCUUCAAUGACGGAUUUUAGGUUCUAACAUAUUAGAUAGUUGUAUUUAUUUUUAUUGUUUCUUAUAUAGCAGAAUCAGAAGAACUAGCCCAAAUUGGGUAAAGGGGGAAGGAUGGUGGGUGCAGGGAAUGUCUACAUGUGUCUUGGAGUUUCCUACAUGAAGGGACACUACUGAACACCAAAUUUACAUGUCUGGAAUUGGAGUGGAAGAUCUUGGUUAGACUCAACCUAGCUAGAUGACAGUCAUGUACUGUAUUAUGGCCUAAUUUCUCAGAUGAUGCCUUGAAGCUUAGGAUGAAGUGUUCCCAGAAGGGUAAUUCCAGAUACUUUGAGGGUCAGGGGAAAAAAACAGGGAAGACCAAUCUCUUGGCUGAGAUAAACCCAACUCAAUACAACCCAGUUUUAGCAACUAAGUGACAGAGCAGGAAGUGAGCAACUGUCUAAUACAGGGAUGAGGAGUGAUUAGUUGGGAGCUCUACCAUUUCAGAAAGCACAUAAUUAGGGAUUAUCCCAGCGUGUCCCCAAGCACACAACAAUCAGUAUUUCUUGACAGUAAGAAGGGAAAUGUGAGUUACUUUUCUAAUAAAGUGAGGGAGGGUAGGAAGUCCAUGAACCACCACCAUGGUAUCGGAAUGUGUGUUAUUGGAUGAGUUACAAGGCUUUGCAGUAAUUUAGCACCACAGUACUUCCUCAUUGAUGAUUUUGCAAGGUGAAGCACUUUUCCAAAGGUUUCUAUUUGAAAGCCACAGGAUUUCAGUUGUGUGCUGAAAUCCACAAACUUGUUUUCCAAAGUAUAAUCAAAAUAUUUUUUUCUGAUUUAAAAUAAAAUGUAUGAAUAAAUAUUACAUUAAACAUAUACAGAGAAACAUAUAAUGUGUAAAGAUAAUUGUUAUGCUUCCAAAAUUUAUACUAAUAAAUAUUUUAAAGUACAGUGUUUGUGCUGGGAAAAUGAAUGUGAGGAGACAUUGGGAUACUCAUUAGAACUUGAUUAUGUCAAUGACAGAAUAAAGGAGUAUCCCCUAUGCA